Molecule: messenger RNA, 850 nt
Organism: Tilletiopsis washingtonensis
Lineage: Eukaryota; Fungi; Basidiomycota; Exobasidiomycetes; Entylomatales
Product: sterol-binding-like protein
Exons: 4
Coding region: 38-595 (185 amino acids)
Cellular component (GO): cytosol
Source: RefSeq, a predicted model, not a curated record
AGCUUGCCUUGCGACCGUCACCUCCAAGCACGCAGCCAUGGCCAAGCCGGCACAGCAGCCGCAGCAGGACGCCGACGACGGCAACCUGCUCAAGAUGAUGCUGGCGCAGGUGCAGGACCUCGACCUCACCGACCCCGACCAGGCCGAGGAGGAGCGUGCGGCGCAGGACCCGCGCCGCCUGCUCGUCGAGGGCUUCGAGAUCUCGAAGCUCUUCACCAUCAUCGAGUUUGCGCUGCAGCAGGCCGGGCGCGAGGGCGGGCUCAUGGACGGCUUCGACAUGAUGUCGCGGCAGGACACGGUCAAGCAGAUCAACGGCGCCUUUCUCUUCAUCGUCAAGAACGCCGAAGGCAGGGAGCAGGAGUUCUUCGUCGACAUGCGCAAGACGGGCUCCUUCUCCACGACGCGCCCCGCCAAGCCCAAGCCCGACGUGACGAUCCGCGUCUCGGACCGCGACAUGGUGCGCCUCAGCACGGGCGAGAUGAACCCGCAGAAGGCCUUCCUGCAGGGCAAGCUCAAGGUCAAGGGCAACAUCAUGCUCGGCCUUCGAUGCCAAAACCUGCUGCUCCGCGAGGUGACCAAGCUGAGCCGCCUCUGAUGCUUCCCAUACCCCAGCCAGCGCCGUCUCAUUCCCACAUACGACUUUAUCGAUCAAUUAGCGCUAGGUGAGAGGUUGGUCACGACGAAGAAGACGGGCCAGUGCCAGAGCCCGGUCAGAAGGCGCCGGCCAGUGCCCGGGCACUUCACCAAGGGUACUCGCCGGGUCCGCCGGUGAAGAUGCCCGUCUUGCCGUCGGUGUCGACAAUGGCGCGCACGAUGAUCUCGGCGCCCGACUCGGGCGUGUUGGUGCCGC